UCUCGACAUACCCAUAAAUUGCGAUUUCAGCGUUGCGGGACGCCUGUUCCGACACGAAGCGCAGUGUGACUUCGAGAAAAUCCAUCGUCCCGAAAGCCUAGGCAAAGAGGCUGGACCAGCUUUCCAUUUCCAAGGUCGUGUCUGAAGGAAUCCAGAAGUAACAUGUGAACUUCUUGAGCCAGCGACGUAAACUCUGAGCCCAACGAUGUUCAUCGUCGCGGCUCCUCCUCCAUAUAUCAUGUGGCUCUGCGGUGCCUCAGACGACCUUACGAUCGAUCAAUCAAUCCACCUCAAUCUUUUCGCACCAUGAUCCCCCUCCGCCCACUUUUGCUGGCCGCCCUGCUGCUCCAAAUCCUGGUCACUCGGGUUGCCGCCUUUGACUGGCAGCUCAUCUCUUCCGACUGCUCUCGAUUCCUUUUCCAGAUCACCUUGAUUGAGCAAGAGGCCACUCAAGGCUCUUACAUCUCCAUUCAGCCCGUCGUGGGCGGAGUGAGCGAUAACGAAUUCCGUCUCGACAUUGGCCAUUACUACCCGCCCUCAAAUCUGCAGCAUCAAUUCUACUACUACCUCAGCAAUUCUGCGACCGGCGCCGCCGAUGUGAUCGUUACGAUCACCAUCAUCGGUCCUAGCGGCACCCCCAUCAUCUAUCCCCAAGGAACGGCCGACGAUCAGGAAACGGAACGCUUUACCCUCGCUUGCUCGGCAUCCAGCCAGCCCUCAAGGGUCUCGUCGUCUGCGACCUCGACCUUUACGUACAGUACGCCGUCAUCUUCGGCUACGGCCGUGCCAGCUGCGACGAGUUCGUCCAGUGCGCCGACGGCCACGUCCUCGAUCAGCAGCGACUGUCAAUUGAAUUGCGAGUCCCGUUGCCCAGGCGACACGCACAGCGGCUGUCAGUCGGGGGACUCUGAUUAUUACUCAUGUGUGCAACGUCAUCAAGCCCAGAAGCAAAUCUGUAUGGCACCGUGUCUGAGCGGAUGUCUUCAGGCUGUCGCUUCAUCCGCUGCGGCCUCGACCUCCUCCUUUCGCGCAAGCAGCCCGCACAGCGUCAUUGUUGUUCCGACCAGAACUUCUGUCAGUGCCGCUACGUGGGGCCCAACAGCCCCGCCUUUUGCGAUUUGGAUGACGUUAUCGAUCGUACUAGGCCUUGUCUCCUAUGCGUAGCUGCGCUCAAACCCUGCUUGUAUCAGCAAGGUGGUUCACGGUCGGAAGUCACGCACGCCCCGGAUGCGAAUGUCCAAUGAGACUGCGGAAAGCUACGACGCAUGAAAGCCUGUCAUUGGAAAUAAAGGCGACGCAUUGGCUGAAUGAAAAGUUGCGUGUGUGUCGACCGGCGCAAGGGAUGGAACAUACGCGCGCGACGAUGGC
This is a messenger RNA of Jaminaea rosea, 1368 nucleotides long. RefSeq lists its product as hypothetical. Lineage: Eukaryota; Fungi; Basidiomycota; Exobasidiomycetes; Microstromatales. The record is from RefSeq and is a predicted model, not a curated record. The transcript has 4 exons. The coding region runs from base 307 to 1164 and encodes 285 amino acids.